CGGUACACGCGUGCGUAGUGGAAAGUAGCUGCUGAUGCAAGAAACAGGGGUGCUCACAGGCACUGUGAUCUUUACACAUUCUCUAACAGAGACCUCUACCAACAAGCUACAGACAUGUCAGGAGACGAGAUGAUCUUCGACCCCACCAUGACCAAGAAGAAGAAGAAGAAGAAGAAGCCCUUCAUGCUGGAGGAGGAUGGGGGCGAUGGCGUGGCCGACGAGUCCCAGGGACCUGUGGAGGCCAAGGAGGUGGAGCCAGAGGGCCAGGAGGAGAAGGAGUUUGACGCAGACGAGGACGAGGGCAGGAAGAAAGGUCAGCGGACGGUGACAUUUGCGCACAUCCCAGGAAAAGAGGUUUCAGAUGAUCUGGACGAUUUGAACUUCUUCAAUCAGAAGAAAAAGAAGAAAAAACAAAAAAAAGUAUUUGGCGAUGACGUUGAAGAGGGGAUGAAGGACCUAAAAAUCGAGAGUGAGCCGUCAGAGGCGAUGGAUGAGGAUGACCUAGAUCUCAUGCUGCCCGCCAAGAAGAAGAAGUCAAAGAAAGUGGACUUCGACGAGGGAGAGCUGCUGGAGAAGGAUGAAGCUCUGGAUGACGAUGAUGCCAAGAAUUCAGACAUCACCUUCAGUUCACAGGCGGGCCCUACGUGGGCAGGCACUGAGAGAGAUUACACUUAUGAUGAGCUGCUGAAUCGGGUGUUUAACAUCAUGCGGGAGAGGAACCCCGACAUGGUGGCCGGAGAGAAGAGGAAGUUCGUCAUGAAGCCUCCUCAGGUGGUGCGAGUGGGCACCAAGAAGACGUCCUUCGUCAACUUCACAGACAUCUGCAAACUGCUGCAUCGUCAACCCAAACAUCUCCUUGCCUUCUUAUUGGCUGAGCUUGGUACAAGUGGCUCCAUUGAUGGAAAUAACCAGCUUGUUAUCAAGGGAAGAUUUCAACAGAAACAGAUAGAGAAUGUGCUGAGAAGAUACAUUAAGGAAUAUGUCACCUGUCACACGUGUCGCUCCCCGGACACCAUUCUGCAAAAAGACACGCGUCUGUACUUCCUACAGUGCGAGACGUGUCACUCCCGCUGCUCCGUCGCUAGCAUCAAGACCGGCUUCCAGGCUGUCACAGGAAAGAGAGCUCAGCUUCGUGCCAAAGCCAACUAACGGGAACGCCGGGGCGCUGCUGCUGCUCCUCUUUGCCCCUUCCUAUCACCCCUCUACACUCCCCUCUGUCAAGCCAACAACCAUAGGGGAGCCACUGAUAGCCCACUGCUGCCCUGAAUUGACUACAUCGAACCUGGGCAAAUAUCUCACCGUGAUAGGGUCAUGGACAUCUUGGGUAUCAUGUGGGGGAGGGGAACAGGUCUUUGAUGUUUUCUUUUUCGGGGGGCCGGGUGCUGGGCGUAGGAGGGGUUGUUGAUGUGAUGCUAUAGAUAUUAUACUCUGUUUUGUUUUUCCAACUCCGGUUGAGCAGGAGAAGGAGAGUCAUGGGGCCUUUACUGCAGAGGCACCGUGUGGCACUGGAUGCUUUAAACCACCAGCCCACACACACAUACACAUACAGUACACCCCCUCUGGUACCAAUGUGGUCCUCAUCACCACCACCACUUCCUCUGACCCCCCCGGUCAUCACCUUUUCAGAGUUUUACAGUUUAGCCGGCAUAUUAAAGUGCUCUUGGUUAAAAGAGAAAGAAUUUCAGUACUUUUCGGUCAAAGCCCCCCUAACGUUGUCCUCCCAUCUGCCUAAGAAUAUGCGAUGUGUGGUUUUAUCAUGUGUGUGUGGUUUAACCAACGUGGCAUUGCUCUCAGGGAAGAUGGCAGCAGUCCAGCGUAGUAGUUUCAUCUCACAGGCUCUGGGUUAAGCUUCUCCAGAGAGUUUAUAGAGAGCUCCCUGGGUAUUUGGGGAUUUUGGGUCAACUCAUGUCUUCUCUCUCUCUCUCUCUCUCUCUCUCUCUCUCUCUCGCACGCACGCACGCACGCACGCACACAGCAGCUGUGAAAGUUUAUCAUUUUACAUUUCCCAACCUGCUGCCUGAUAUCAGUAUUGGUGAAGGACAACAAAAGUGUGUGUACUGCUGUCAUACACAAGGGCUGUUUGCCUCAUUGGGGUAGGCGUUGGACAGUUUUUAAUCAACCUCUGUAUUGUAGACCAACAGAAUUGUGAUCUAUCUCUCUCUCUCUCUCUCUCUCUCUCUCUCUCUCUCAGAAAGUGAUUUAAUUAUGGCCCACAAGAAAACAGGAUGUGGUUCUAACACAGCAGCAGAUGUGCAGAUUCGAGUGUUUUGGAAUAAAAGUGAUAAAUGAAAAUGA
Molecule: messenger RNA, 2295 nt
Organism: Engraulis encrasicolus (European anchovy)
Lineage: Eukaryota; Metazoa; Chordata; Actinopteri; Clupeiformes; Engraulidae
Product: eukaryotic translation initiation factor 2 subunit 2-like
Exons: 9
Coding region: 115-1149 (344 amino acids)
Biological process (GO): formation of cytoplasmic translation initiation complex; formation of translation preinitiation complex; translational initiation
Cellular component (GO): eukaryotic translation initiation factor 2 complex
Molecular function (GO): translation initiation factor binding; mRNA binding; translation initiation factor activity
Source: RefSeq, a predicted model, not a curated record